Messenger RNA from Anarrhichthys ocellatus (wolf-eel), 5679 nucleotides. RefSeq names its product complement C4B (Chido/Rodgers blood group) (gene c4b). The record is from RefSeq and is a predicted model, not a curated record. NCBI's taxonomy places the organism in Eukaryota, Metazoa, Chordata, Actinopteri, Perciformes, Anarhichadidae. The coding region runs from base 268 to 5388 and encodes 1706 amino acids. Gene Ontology annotation, molecular function: endopeptidase inhibitor activity; protein binding. The transcript is spliced from 41 exons. Gene Ontology annotation, biological process: complement activation. Gene Ontology annotation, cellular component: extracellular region.
CACACAUCUGUACACAUCAGUUUACAUAUUAUGGCUGACAGUAUGAUGAUUUUCCCAGUUUAUGUUUUACCAGUUAGCAUGUGAUACAUGAAACAUCAGUCUGAGGAAUGCUGCUUCUUUCCAAGCUAUCUUAGAAAAAAAAAAAAAAAAAAUCAGGGAGGGCAUUGAGAGAACCAACGAUUGAGAAAUACAGGGGUGGAUGAAUAACAAAACCCCAGUUAACCAAACGUUUAUUGUCAGAGCAGGCAAAGAAAUAGAAGCUGCACGAUGGAGCGCUACAUCUUUUCCAUACUGUUCCUGAUCUUGACUGUGGAGUGUUCAGCGAGCAGAUUCUUCAUCUCAGCCCCCCGUGUGUUUCAUGUGGGUGUAAAUGAGAAAGUGUUUGUCCAGAUGGGAAACUCUCAUCUUAAUACUCCUAUCACUCUCUACCUGGAGCACGAGAGUAGAGGUAUUGUUGUGUCUGGGAGGGCAAUCACUCAGUUUACUAUGGAAGGGGAGAUCAAAACAGUUGAGCUCAUGAUAGACAGAGAGCUUAUGUCAAGAGUGCCUCAACAUUUGGAACGACGCUACCUUGUGCUGGUGGCAGAGAGCCCCUCCUUUGGUUCAAGGAAGGAAACAAAAGUUUUGAUAUCAAAACACAGGGGCUAUAUCUUCAUUCAGACUGAUCAGCCAAUCUACAACCCAACACAGAAAGUGAGGUACAGGAUAUUUACUCUUGACCACACGUUGAGGCCUACUCAGAAGGUGUUCCACAUAGCAGUAUACAAUGCUGUCGGAAAUAGAGUAAUGAGGACCAUAAAUACUGCCAAGGGAGGAAUACUCCAAGGCACAUUCACCAUACCUGAUGUAUCAAAAUUGGGCACAUGGAAGAUUACAGCACACUAUGAAGAUGAUGAAGCAAAUGCUGCUUCCCGAGAAUUCAAAGUCCAAAAAUUUGUUUUACCGAGUUUUGAGGUGAACAUUGCAAUGAAGCAGAGCUAUAUUUUGUUGAAGGCAGAACCGUUUGACUUUUCCAUCUUAGCAAGGUAUUCACAUGGUGAGAAAGUUAAAGGGGCUUACCACUGCCAAUUUGGAGUGAUGGAAAAAGAUAAAACCCGUAGCCAGAAAAUGAAGCCUGUCUUUAUCAAGGGACUGGAGUUAACUGGUUCGGUCAAGGAUGGAGCUGCAGCAGCUUCUCUCCAGAGAGCAGACUUAAAUGUGCACCUCCAAAAACAGCAAAACAAAACCCUCUCCGAGUUACAGCAGAGUGGAGCACAGCUCUACUUGAGAGUGUUUGUCACCAACAUACAAAGUGGUGAAAUGCAAGAGGCAGAAGUUUAUCUUCCUAUCAUCUCCCACAAAUACACCAUGGAUCUCUCUCGAACUCGCUCAUAUGUCCUUCCUGGAUAUCCGCUAGAUGUGGUGGCGGUCGUGCGUCUCCCAGAUGGCUCCCCAGCAGCUGGUGUGCCAGUAAAGAUUGAUGUACUACCAAGAUCUUCAGAGGAUUCAUGGCAAGGCACCACCGACCAGGAGGGGGCAGUGUAUCCUGUCUUUAAUAUUCCCACUGCGGCUCAGAUUACUGUUAAAGUGUCGGUAGAUGGCCAGCAGCAAGAGAAAGAAAUUCAGCCUGCUUCAUCUCCGAGUAACAGCUACCUUUACCUGAGUUUUACCAACAAGAUGUACUCUGUGGGCGAGGUACUAACAGUAGAUUACAACACCGUCAAUGGCCCAACACUUGGGUUCAUAUACUACAUGGUCUUAAGUCACGGGAUCCUAAAAAAAACGGGCUCUCUUAGAUUUGGUACUUCAGUCAAACACAACCUGGAAAUAACAUCUGAUAUGGUGCCAUCCUUCCGUCUGAUUGGCUACUACUACAAUGCGCUUGGUGCCAUCAUUGCGGACUCGGUGUGGGUAGAUGUCAGGGAUGAAUGUGAGCUAAAGGUCAAGGUCGAGCUGAAAGGCCCGUUCCAACCUGGAAAAAAGUCUGAGAUAGAAUUGGAUUUAUAUGGUCAAAGAGCCAGAGUGGCUUUGCUGGCUGUAGAUAAGGCCAUCUACGCUCUCAAUGCCGACAAUAAACUCACAGCCAAACAGGUGUUUUCCUCCAUGCAGUCAUAUGACCUUGGUUGCUCAUACAGCGGAGGAUCUGAUACUGCAUCUGUACUAACAGAUGCUGGCCUGUCUUAUGUGUCUCAGUCCCAGUCAAUGUGGAAAAACAGCUUUGGCUGUGAUUCACAAGCUGCUCGGCAAAGGCGUGCAGUGGAUAUUCAACAGGAAAUGAUGACCAUAAAAUCAAACUUUUCAGAUGAACAGAUGCAAGAAUGUUGUGUUCGCGGGUUUUCUCUCAUCCCUAUGAGACGAACAUGUCAGGAAAGAGUGAAGCGAGUCUCUCUGGUGGUUAAAGAUCCUGCUUGUGCUGACGCCUUUUUAAAAUGCUGCCUUGAAGGAGAGCGUCUGAGACAAAAAAAGAUACAAGAGGACGCCCAGAAAGUACUUGGCAGGACUGCAGACGUAGCUGACAUUGAACAGUUCUUCAUGGACACUGCUGCUCAGUACAUUCGACGAUUUUUUCCCCCAAGCUUUGAAUUCAAAGAAUUUGAUGUAGAUGGGAAAAAAAGGCAUCGUUUGACUCUACCCGAUUCCAUCACCACAUGGGAGAUUCAGGUCAUCACUUUAUCUCCAGCCACUGGUUUCUGUGUAGUUAAGCCGUCUGAGCUCAGAGCAUUUAAGGACGCAUUUGUUUCUCUGCAACUGCCUUACUCAGUGAAGAAAUAUGAGCAACUAUCCAUUUCGCCGGUUAUCUACAACUAUGGCGAAGACAGACUACAGGUGGCAGUUCAUAUGGAACAAACCGAAGGCCUUUGCUCCCCCGGCUCAGCCACCACUACAUCUUUUGUUAACAUUACUGUGGAGCCACAGUCUUCCCAGCUUGUCUCCUUCUCUGCUGUCCCCAUGGUAACCGGCUCAAUACCCAUCAAAAUACGUCUCUAUGACAUAGAGAACGAGAGGGGAAUAGAUGCAAUUGAAAAGACUUUGAGUGUGUUGACAGAAGGACUAGAAAAGAGAGAAGAAGAAACCCGAGUAUAUAAAUUUGAUGGGAGGAGCACAAAAACUUUCAAUAUUAGCGGAAUGUUGCCAGAUAACACGGUCCCCGACUCCAGCUCCAAUAUUUUCAUUUCAGCAGAAGGGGAUGGAUUUGGCAGUUCACAUGCGAGGAACCUUCUUUCUCCUCAGAAGGUUGCUCAACUGAUCGUAUUGCCUACAGGAUGUUUAGAACAGACAACAAUGAGAUUGACCCCUACAUUGUCAGCUGUCCGCUACCUUGACCUGAGUGACCAAUGGAUCGACAUGCCUGCUGGUGCCAGAGAUGAUGCCCUUGACAAAAUCGAGACAGGUUAUAUAAGGAUUUUAACAUUCAAGAAACCCGACGGUUCUUAUGGAGCAUGGUAUUCAGUGCCAUCUAGUAAUUGGGGGACUGCCCUUGUAGUGAAAGUGCUAUCGCUGGUGGCGCAGCGUCAGACAGCGUCUUUUGGAGAGCACGGCAGGAAGGCUAGGUUUGUACCAGAAGAAGAGAUCAGGCACUCAGUCAGUUACUUGCUCUCAAUACAGAACACUGACGGAUCAUUCGGUGACCCACAUCCAGUGCUACACAGAGGAGUUAUGAAAGACGUUGCAGCUAUGACGGCGUUCAUAAGUCUUGCACUGCACCGGUCGCUUCAAUUCCUGCAAACCGAAUUGAGAAGUAAUGCGGAAGCAAGCCUUGCCAGAUCAACAACCUAUCUCCAGUUGCACCUUGAAGAGAUUCAGCAUCCCUAUGCUGUUGCCAUUACAGUCUACUGCCUCGCAGUUUGCCUGCCACAGGGAACAGAUCAUUCAGCUGCCUGGACAAAACUUCAUACACUGGCUACUGAAGGGACAAAUGGCUGUUAUCUGUGGACAGCAAAUGCAAACCCACAGAAUCAAGCAAAUGCAGAUGCCAUCACAGUAGAGACUACAGCCUAUGCCCUCCUAGCGGCAGUGGAACUUGGGCAUACCAAGUGGGCAGACAAAACAGCCUGCUGGUUAACCACCCAAGAAAACUAUUCUGGAGGCUACAAAACAUCACAGGAUACCAUCAUGGCAUUGGAAGCCCUCGCGGAGUAUGAGCUGAAGAGGUCCGUCAGGCCUGAAGUGAAUCUAAUAGCAGAGUUCAAAGUCCAAGGAAAGCAAGGCAUUGUAAGACUUGCAUUUGAAAAUAUGAAGGAAAAGGUGGAAACAGACCUUAAGAAAUUUUCAGGGAACAACAUUAUGGUGCAAUUGACAGGAACAGGCCAAACCAAGCUUAAAAUUGUAAAGGCUUACCAUCUGCUGGACCCCAAGGACGAUUGUGACGUAGUGUCUAUCAGUGUCUCAGUGGAGGGGAAAGUCAAGUACACCGCUAAGGUCAUAGAAAACUAUGAAUACUACGAUGACUUCAAUAACAACGAGGAACCGGAGGUGCGUGUGCCACGAUCAGCAAUUGAGUGGUUUGAUGCUCGAACCCGAAACAGGAGAGACCUUAAUAACAACUUAAAUUCAGACAAGGCUGUCACCUAUACAAUCUGUGUCAGUCAUAGCCUGAACGCCAAUCUCACAGGAAUGGCUAUUGCUGACAUCACACUUCUGAGUGGGUUUGAGGUUGUAACUGAGGACCUGGACAAGCUAAGAGAGACACCUGAGCUAUACAUUUCCCAUUAUGAGGUCUCCUAUGGAAGAGUGCUCCUCUACUUCAAUGAGCUCUUUGACUCAGAGGAAUGUAUUAGCUUUGAUGCUAUACAGAAAGUACCAAUGGGCCUUCUACAGCCUGCUCCAGCUGUGUUCUAUGAUUAUUAUGAACCAAACAGAAGGUGUACUGUGUUCUACUCCGCCCCCCAAAGAAGCAAGAUGGUCUCCAAACUGUGCUCAGAGGAUGUGUGCCAAUGUGCAGAAAGACCCUGUCAUAAAAUACAAAAUACAUUCCAAUCAGAAAGUGGUCGGAGAAUCCCAAAGAAUGUCCGUCUAGAACACGCUUGCUUCUUCCCUACAGUAGAUUACGCAUACAUGGUUGAAGUCCUCAAUGUUUCAGUGAAGAGUAACUUUGAGCUGUACAAAAUUAAUGUAAACGAGGUACUCAGAUCACAUGGAGAUAUCCUUGUGAAGGAGAAUUCUAUUCGAGUGCUUGCUAAGAGGCGUCACUGCAAAGGACAGUUAGAUGUGGGAAAACAGUAUCUCAUCAUGGGCAAAGAUGGCUCCACAACGGACUCCAAUGGAAAGAUUCAGUAUCUGUUGGAGUCAAACACCUGGGUUGAAAGAAAGCCUUCGGCAGAAGACUGUAAAAAAUCUGCACAUAAAACUGCCUGCAAACAGUUUAAUGGGUUUACAGAUGAGUACAAGAUAGAUGGCUGCAGACAGUGAAACGGACAAUUCAUUUGAAUUAACUUUUAUUUUAGUAGUUUCCCAUGAUAUGCACAGUCAGCAUGGAUGUUUAGAGCUCUUUUUAACCGUUUAUAAUCCUGAAAGCAUAGCAUAAGAACAUAUAUACGUACUGAGACAUCAUUGCUUGCUAGAGAGUAAGUGAAUGACUGACUCCACUGUAGGAUCAUUUUAAAGUUUACUACACUUACAAUGUGACCAUUAAUCAUCUCUUUAUGUCCAACACUGCUACCAGUGUUUAAAUAAAAAUAAAUACUGCUUAAUGUUUGCAAA